CACAGCCAUCCCCGGGGCGAGUUGGCGACCCGACCCACUGUCUUUUUCCUCAUUCUUUUCCCGACUUGAGGUAUCAACUAUCAAGUAUCAAGUGUUCUGAGAGAGAAGAGAUGAUAAACAGGUUUAAGCUGAAAAUUCUUCUCUCUCUCUUCGCUUUGAAUUCAAUCACUCUUUACCUCUACUUGUCCUCCCACACCAACCAUUUCCGCCACAAAUCGCCGCCGAACCACCACCUCCAUUCCUCGGAAAACCGUUUUUCAUCACUCGGGAACUACCCUCACUCCGCUUCAUUGCGAACCAAACCCUGGCCAAUACUGCCAUCCUACCUCCCCUGGUCUCAGAAACCCGAUGCCGCUCUCCGAUCCUGCGAAGCGUACUUCGGAAACGGAUUCACGCGCCGCGUUGACCUUCUCGGGCCAUCCGCUGGUGGUUGGUUCGGAUGUUUCCACAGCGAGACGCUGCAGAGCUCUAUAUGUGAGGGAGGGAGAGUAAGGAUGAGUCCUGACAAGAUUAGGAUGUCAAAAGGAGGUGAGAAAUUGGAGACGGUGAUGGGAAGGGGCGAAGAUGAGGAAAUGCCGGUGUUCGAAUCUGGAGCCUUUGAUAUCUAUGUGGCUGAUCCAUCCAAGUUGGGGAAGAAGCUCGUGGAUCAGGGUUUUUUGAAUCGUUAUGUGCCCCAAGGUUCCAUUGGGAAACACACUAUGCGUUGGUUGAUCGAUUCAAUUCAGUUGGUUUCUGAAGAUGACUUCCAAUGCACUGAGUGGAUUGAAGAGCCAACACUUCUCGUGACACGCUUCGAGUAUGCAAACCUUUUCCACACUUUCACAGAUUGGUACAGUGCAUAUGUGGCUUCUAGAGUGACCGGCUUACCAACUCGGCCUCAUUUGGUCUUUGUGGAUGGCCAUUGUCAAACACAGUUGGAAGAAACAUGGAAAGCCUUGUUUUCAAGCAUCAGAUACGCAAAAAACUUCAGUGGUCCUGUUUGCUUCCGCCACGUCAUCCUCUCACCUUUGGGGUAUGAGACAGCCCUCUUCAAGGGUCUGUCAGGAAAUAUUAACUGUCAAGGAGCCCCGGCCCGUGAUCUGUGGGAAAACUCUAAUGAUAAGAAAACCGCACGGCUACACGAAUUUGGGGAGAUGGUAAAGGCAGCUUUUGGGUUUCCAGUGAAUAGGCUGAAUAACAACAUCUCUUCAAGGCCGGCUACAGGUCAUAAUAUUCUCUUUGUAAGACGCGAGGACUAUUUUGCCCAUCCCCGUCACGGUGGGAAGGUACAGUCAAGGCUUACCAAUGAAGAAGAUGUGUUUGAUUCUGUAAAGAACUGGGUAGCAUCAUCAUCAAACAAUUUCAGCUGCAAGGUAAAUGUAGUCAAUGGGCUGUUUGGACACAUGUCAAUGAAGGAGCAAGUUCGGGCAAUACAAGAUGCUUCGGUCAUUGUGGGUGCUCAUGGCGCCGGUCUGACCCACAUUAUAUCCGCGAUGCCCCGAACGGUAAUUUUGGAGAUCAUUAGCAGUGCAUAUAGGCGUCCCCAUUUUGCUCUGAUUGCACAAUGGAAGGGUCUAGAAUAUCACCCCAUUUUUUUGGAUGGGUCCCACGCCAACCCUUCGGUGGUGAUUGACAAGCUGAACAGCAUUUUGAAAGACAGCUUUGGGUGCUGACUGCAAGAAACUCGAUUAUGAUCUUGGGCUCACUGAAGGUGGCGGUUUGCGCUUAGUUGACAGCUGAAUCACGAUUGUGACCACUAACAUAAAGAACCUAGAGGAAAGUACCCCAUCUGCGAGUAAAGAUCACCUGUCGUGUAAUUGUUUUCAUUAUAAAAUACGGAGUACAUUUCUAGGCAUUUUUAAAUCUAAACAUGAUCUCAUUUAUAUUUAUACACAGUAUUUUUUGUACAAUUACAAACUUUGUUUUCAUGGUUGUGUGUGCUUCACCCAUUUGAAAUAAUACACGAAAACCAAUUUA
Molecule: messenger RNA, 1956 nt
Organism: Cuscuta europaea
Lineage: Eukaryota; Viridiplantae; Streptophyta; Magnoliopsida; Solanales; Convolvulaceae
Source: the annotation of a GenBank genome assembly